UUUUCAUAUAUCUAUUCGUUUUUGAUGUAGUUACAUACUAAGAUAUAGAAUAGUCUCUCAAAUCCACAUCUAAGACUGUUUUAAGAAACCUGUUUCAAGGAAUACAUGUGCGACGAAAGGAAAAUUAGGAAAAACAACAAUGACGAAUUCUAAAUAUUUGGAUAUAUUCUAUGUGAUUUUGUUGGCACUUUUAGUAAGGGUAGAGGCAGUACAUACGGUACAAGACAUCAACAAAUUGUCUGCUGAACUUUUGUCCGGAUACAACAAGAAUACUCUACCAUCCGCAAACUUUGACCAACAGUUCCAAUUAGGUAUAAGCGUUGGUCUUGUUGCCCUUGGUGACAUUGAUGAGGUUGAAGAGAGACUUUCCACAGUGAUGAUGUUCAUUUUCACAUGGAAUGACACAAGCUUACGAUGGAACGCCAGCGAUCAUAACAAUAUAACGAACAUAACAGUAAGCUGGACAGACGUGUGGAAACCUGUUGUAAUGGUUGUUAAUCCACAUCAAGACGCAUCAAAACAACAUUCAGAGAUAAAUUCUGAUACUAUUGGUUUCUCUCAUACGGGUGGAGCAUAUCUUCUAGAGCUGGUUACCUUUCAAACAACAUGUGACCUUGACACAACAUAUUUUCCGUUUGACAUACAAACAUGUUCUAUGAGUUUUUAUAUUUCUGAAAACGAUGCGUACUUUAUAAAGAUACACGCUUCAUGGAAUAAUUAUGGAAAAUCUUUCACGAAGGAAAAUGGAGCAUGGAAACUUAUUAGUAAGGAAAUCAAAGGAGAUGAUUUCUCGAGAUUUAAGAUAUCCCUGAAAAUGAAGCGAAAACCAUUGUUUAUGUUGGUGAAUAUUUUGCUGCCAAUCAUUGUAUUAGCUUUACUUGCACCUUUAGUUUUCCUGAUGCCUAAAAACUCUGGUGAAAGAGUUGGUUACUCUAUCACAAUGUUGUUGGCGCUCUCUGUGUAUAUGACUAUAAUUAGCGAUAACCUUCCGAAAAACUCUGACCCAAUGCCGCUCGUGUCAAUUAUGAUUUUUAUCUGGUAUAUCAUGAACUCUAGCAUUGUUUUUGUAGUUAUUACAAACACAAAAAUAAACCAUAUUAAGGACGGGAGAGAGGUUCCGAGGCUUGCACGUACUUUUGUCAUACUUACACGUAAGAUCAAGGGCGUUAAACGGUUACACGUAGGUGAUACUCCUGAAGAGGAAAUACUUAACAGUUUGAGCAAUGGGUCAUCGCAAGACGAGGACGAUGAAGAAAACAGCGCUAAGCCAAUGAAAAGGAAGAGUCAGCCACAUUUGGAAAAAUCGGAUAACUACUACCGUGCACGGUAUCCUGAUGGUGUCACGUGGCAGGAACUAAGCGUGGCAAUAGACAAAUGGGGUGUUGUUCUGAGCUACGUCAUAAAGAUUUCGAUCCCAGUCGUGUUCUUUACCAUAAUGAAAACACAAAGUAACUGAUUGACUAAUGUAGUUUUUUCACCUUGUCAAGAGAACAAAUGUGAAGUGUCAGUGUAUAGAUAUUUUUAGAUUUUAUUAUAAACCAUAAAAUAUAAUAACCUUUAUAAAACAUGUAAUACAAGUUUCAGAAUAAACCACAUAAAUAUA
Molecule: messenger RNA, 1603 nt
Organism: Ruditapes philippinarum (Manila clam)
Lineage: Eukaryota; Metazoa; Mollusca; Bivalvia; Venerida; Veneridae
Product: acetylcholine receptor subunit delta-like
Exons: 4
Coding region: 140-1456 (438 amino acids)
Biological process (GO): monoatomic ion transmembrane transport; regulation of membrane potential; nervous system process
Cellular component (GO): neuron projection; synapse; membrane
Molecular function (GO): transmembrane signaling receptor activity; neurotransmitter receptor activity; extracellular ligand-gated monoatomic ion channel activity
Source: RefSeq, a predicted model, not a curated record